AUGAAGGGCAUUCGCGUCCGUCAAACGGGCGACUCUUCGGUGCUACGACAGGAAACCGAUUUGGCAAUUCCAGCCAUCGGCGACCGGGACGUGUUGGUCAAAGUCGAAUACGCGGGAGUCAACUUCAUCGAUAUAUACCAGCGAGCGGGUGUAUACCCCAUGCCGCUUCCCUUCACAGCCGGUCGCGAAGGAUCCGGCACCGUCGUCGGCGUCGGCCCCCAUGUCCGCCCGACCACGGACUUCAACGUUGGCGAUCGCGUGGCGGUUUUCACGCAGGGAACCAUGGCGGAAUACGUUUCCGCCGCGGCAUCGGGCGUCGCGAAACUGCCCCCCUCGGUAUCGACGCAGUCCGGCGCGGCAAUCACGCUGCAGGGCCUGACGGCGUGGACAAUGGUCCGCGACGCGCAUCGGGUGGAAGCCGGACAGGUCGUUCUUGUGCAGGCGGCAGCGGGAGGCACAGGCGGACUCCUUGUGCAAAUGUGCAAGCAUCUCGGUGCCACGGUAAUCGGGACGGUGUCUACGCAGCAGAAGGCGCAGGUGGCGAGAAAACAUGGCUGUGACCACGUCAUUCUCUACAAAGAUGUCAACGUCGAGAGGGAAGUUGAUCAUUUGACGGAUGGGGAGGGCUGCCAUGCCGUGCUGAGUGGCGUGGGCGCUGCUACCUUUGAGGCCGAUUUGGCUUGCACACGGCGCAAAGGCACGCUGGUGUCGUAUGGGAAUAGUAGUGGUGUUGUGUCGUCUUUUGGUAUUCUGGCGCUGAGCAAGAGGAAUGUGAAGCUUGUGAGGCCGACUCUGGCCAAUUACAUUACAGAAAGAGAGGAGUUUGAAGAAAGAUGGCAAGAGUUGUCGGGACUUGUAAGCUCGGGUGCUGUCAAGAUAGAGCUGGGAGGCAUGUACACGUUGGACACGCUCGGGAGGGCGCAGGAUGACCUUGCUUCACAACUGACGACGGGGAAACUUCUUGUAAAGAUUGACUAG
Metarhizium brunneum ARSEF 3297 is the source of this 978-nucleotide messenger RNA. RefSeq lists its product as uncharacterized. Lineage: Eukaryota; Fungi; Ascomycota; Sordariomycetes; Hypocreales; Clavicipitaceae. The record is from RefSeq and is a predicted model, not a curated record. Gene Ontology annotation, cellular component: cytosol. Gene Ontology annotation, molecular function: mRNA 3'-UTR AU-rich region binding; NADPH binding; quinone reductase (NADPH) activity.